Messenger RNA from Brassica napus (rape), 399 nucleotides. RefSeq lists its product as uncharacterized. NCBI's taxonomy places the organism in Eukaryota, Viridiplantae, Streptophyta, Magnoliopsida, Brassicales, Brassicaceae. Bases 1 to 207 code for a protein of 68 amino acids. The transcript has a single exon. The record is from RefSeq and is a predicted model, not a curated record.
AUGGAAAUGAAGAACAAGCCAAAUAAUGGAAACGAAGAUGGUCCGAAACAUAGCCAAGUGGUGAAGAUAAAGAAAGAAUUCGAAAAGAUAAGUCAGCCAUCGCUACAGCAACCGGAGAUGAGAAGGGUCCUCGCGGAAACCAAGAGGCGUCAACGUUCACGUUCACCUCUCGGCUUAGGAGAGAGAUCUAUUCCCGUUGGGGAUUAAUGUUCCAUCGUUCACCUUUGUAACCGAGAGAGACAGUAGUAGUAGAAGAAGAGCCUCCUUACGAGAGUUCUGAAUAGUUACAGUCUUGCAGACUUUGUUGUAUAUAUGACUCUGUUGUACUUGUAUGUGUCUUCAUGUAUAUACUCUUUGGUGUGAAUAUCAUCUAUGAAUCUCCCUUCCUUGCAGCGUAAA